Messenger RNA from Leptosomus discolor (cuckoo roller), 1422 nucleotides. Lineage: Eukaryota; Metazoa; Chordata; Aves; Leptosomiformes; Leptosomidae. The record is from RefSeq and is a predicted model, not a curated record.
ACUGACUCCCGAGGAAGCAAUGGGGCCUGUGACCGGACUGGGCGCCUCUACUUGUAUCACUACAAUGAGGAACAGCCUUACAUCCCGCUGACCGAAAUCCAGAGGAUUGACACUGCCGCCAUCCUGGACAUCAAAUGGUGCCACAUUCCCGUUGCAGAACAUCCCAUGGUUGGCAUUGCAAACUCGACAGGCGCUGUGGAGUUUUGCCAGCUGACUGGAAGCGAGAAGAACAGCUGCAUGUUGGAGCCGUGCUUCAGGGUCGAUCUCGGUGCACAGCGUCUGGCCUUGUCUUUAGACUGGUCCACCGGACGAGAGCAAUGUGGAUGUCCUUUGAGAGUGAUCAGCAGCGAUUCGGAGGGGAAGCUGAAUCUUUUCUCCAUAGAUGAAUCUGCUCCUUCUGUGCAUGUCCUGAACCAGUGGGAAGCUCACAAGUUUGAGGCCUGGAUUGCUGCUUUUAAUUACUGGGACACUGAUAUCGUGUAUUCAGGAGGAGACGACAGCCUGCUAAAGGGCUGGGACACCAGGUGCAGCCCGGAGACUCCUGUCUUCACCAGCAGGAGACACUCGAUGGGUGUGUGCAGCAUUCAGUGCAGUCCCCACCGGGAGAAUCUUCUGGCUACUGGCAGCUACGACGAGCACGUGCUGUUGUGGGACACCAGGAACACGAAGCAGCCGCUGGCAGACACCCACGUGGAAGGUGGAGUUUGGAGGCUGAAGUGGCACCCGACCUGUGACUUUGUGCUGUUAGCAGCCUGCAUGCAGAGCGGAUUCAAAAUCCUGGACUGCCGCGGAAGCAUGGCGGAAAAUAUGGAGGAAUGUAUCAUCCUGUCAUCCUAUGUCUUGCACAAUUCCUUGGCUUACGGGGCUGACUGGUCAAGGCUGUGUCCAAGGGAUUCCUUGAUUGCAACACAGGACUCUGCUGCUGCAUGCCAGUCUUCGGAGGAGCUUGUGGGAAGAUCAGAGGAAGGAGACGAGAGACUGAAUUUGCAGGUCCAAAACCUGAAGAUAAUUUACGAGUCUCCUACAGCUACUUUUGAUGUAAUAUUGGAUGAGGAGAGUGAAGGCCCUGCCUUGCCGCUCAAAGCAGAGGGGCGUCCUAAGCUGUCUGGGGAUCCAGACCUGGGCAGGGGCCCUGAUUUAAAGGGAAGUUUAGAUUUGGCUGGCUGUCCUGGCCAAGGGGGGGAACACGAGUCGGCCAGCAGCACUGACAGGGGAGCCCAGAGACCCAAUGGAAUGGGCCUGGACAGAAGGGGGGAUUCAGCCAGGUCUCUAGACAGCCCAAAAGAAAUGAGCAUUGUAGCAACUUGUUCUUUCUAUGACAACAUCCUCCAUGUCUGGAAGUGGGAGAUGAGCCUGGUGACCCCCUCGGAGACGCCAAGUACUAGCUCUCCCUCUGAAAGAACAGCUGAAAGUUUGCAGUGA